This is a messenger RNA of Biomphalaria glabrata, 610 nucleotides long. RefSeq lists its product as uncharacterized. Bases 135 to 443 code for a protein of 102 amino acids. The transcript has 4 exons. The record is from RefSeq and is a predicted model, not a curated record. NCBI's taxonomy places the organism in Eukaryota, Metazoa, Mollusca, Gastropoda, Planorbidae.
UUUUUACUUUUAAUUGCAUCACUUCCUCAAACACUGGACCAGAACGUAUACUAGAACUGUAAUCUAAAUACUAAAUCUAUUUCUUGUAGAGCUGUGUUGAUUUGCAGACGUGAAGAAAUAUUUACUGAAAUAGAAUGCCUUACAUUUACACUUAUCUUAGCUCCAGCUACUCUUGGUGCUUUCAGAUUUUGUGUCCUGUCAUUUAUUUACCAGCUGCCAUGCGCGGGAAACUGAAGGAAGAAGCAAUUUCGUACACCAACUUGGGCAGUGACAACCCUCUGUCUCAACUCAACACUGGCAAACAUUUUCUAUCAAGAGUAAAAAAAGAUUGGAAUGGGUUUAUCACAUCAAUUCCCACAACUGUAAUAAGAAGCUCAAUGGUGCCUGAAUUUGCUAAUUCUCUAUAUAGAUUUUCUCUGAGGUUUUUCAAAGUCAGUGUCUAGUGUGUGAACAGUCUGUAACAGUUAAAGGAAUUGAGCACAACAUAUAUGCCUUGUAAUUCACUUUUACUGGCCAAAAAAAAAAAGUUGAAUAAAAAAAUCAAAACAUUCUUGUAAACUUGUCUAAGUAAAUUUACUUGCAAAGUUAAACAAAAUUUGAGUAAAAAAUA